Messenger RNA from Trichoderma reesei QM6a, 2583 nucleotides. RefSeq lists its product as uncharacterized. The record is from RefSeq and is a predicted model, not a curated record. Gene Ontology annotation, cellular component: endoplasmic reticulum membrane. The transcript has 2 exons. Lineage: Eukaryota; Fungi; Ascomycota; Sordariomycetes; Hypocreales; Hypocreaceae. The annotation marks the transcript as partial. Gene Ontology annotation, biological process: maintenance of protein localization in endoplasmic reticulum.
AGCAACAGCAGCACCAUCGGACGAGCCCCAAGCAACGACAACGUUCCCAAGCUGACGGCCGCCGAGAUCCAGCAGCUGACCAACGAGCCCAAGUCGCUGCCCAUCGCUUCAGUACCAGAUUCUCUGAGCAACAACGCCAUUGACGAGCGAGAGGCGAUCCGACAGGCGCUGAUGAAGCCCUCCGACUUGCAGCGCACAGACGAGGCAUUCCCCUAUGCCAAUGGCAUCGCGACGUUGCCCAGAGAAGCCCGCACGCCCAUGCGCCGCUCCGUGUCCGCGUCUCGAACGGUCUCGACACCGCCGACGAGCCGUGGCGGCCAAAUGCUGCCUCCCCCGUCUCCCCGGCGGCUGUCCUUUGCACCAACACGGCCGCAGGGGCUGAACCUCGACGGCGCAAACGGGACUGCCACACCAUCGCCGUCCAUCGUGACCGGCUCUCCGGCCUUUGCGACGCAGCAGCCCGUCCAGCCUCCCAGCUCCGGCGCUCGCCCUCCCUCUCCGAUUCCGCCCAUCAUCCCGCUUCCGCCCAUGUCGAUUCCCACCCAUCUCCAGCUGGAACUGGCACAGCAGCGUCCCAGCCCGCUCUAUAUCCACCAGUCCUAUACUAACGACAUUCCAUACGAGUCACACGCCGUCAAGUUCGAGCGUCUCAAGAAUGUCCUCUUGAUACCCCCCUUCCUGGAGCGCACGCUCUACUUCGGCGCUCUCGCAUGCCUGGACGCCUGGCUGUACACAUUCACCAUCCUCCCCAUCCGCUUCACCAUGGCCCUGACUGUGCUGGUGCGGUGGUGGAUCUACGUCAUCUUUAAGGAAGUCAAGUGGCUGGUUGGCUUUGUCUGGUACGGCCUCGGCAGAUUAUGGAAACGAGCGCGGGCAGUUCGUGGCCGCAGAAUGAGCGACGUCUCCGACAGCGGCCGAUCACGCAGCUGCAGCAGGGCCAGCGAAGCCUCUGUCGACGGCACAUCGCCUGGCGUCCGUCACCGGCCAAACGGCGUCCGGGCAGACUCUCGGGUUCGGGCCGGCGGCGAUGCCACUACGCCUAAGACGCCGUCACUUCCGGCCCGACGCCCUGGACCCAAGUCCGGCUCGUUCCGCCAUCGACGCACCAAGUCGAUGCCGUCCAACCUCUCGACGUUCCACAAGGCCGACCUACUACAGGGUGCCGUCAUCAUAUGCAGUUCGCUGGUGCUGAUGAAGCUGGACGCCAGCAGGAUGUACCACCUGAUUCGCGCACAGUCGGCCAUCAAACUGUACGUCGUGUACAACAUCCUUGAAGUCGGAGACAAGCUGCUCUCUGCACUGGGCCAGGACAUCCUCGAGUGUCUGUUCAGCUCUGAAACGCUAUCACGCAAUUCAUCCGGCCGAUCCAAGGUCCUGCUGCCCCUGGGCAUGUUUGUGCUCGCCUUGAUAUACUGCGUCCUUCAUUCCGUCGCUCUGUACUACCAGGUCAUCACCCUCAACGUGGCCGUCAAUUCAUACUCCAACGCCCUCCUUACCCUCCUCCUGUCUAACCAGUUUGUCGAGAUCAAAAGCACAGUCUUCAAGCGCUUUGAAAAGGACAGCCUGUUCCAGCUGACCUGCGCGGACAUUGUCGAGCGCUUCCACCUCUGGAUCAUGCUGCUCAUCAUCGGCAUGCGCAACAUCGUCGAGGUUGGCGGCCUAUCUGUGCCGGGCGCCGGUAUGAACGACGAUCCCACAAAGGCCGCGCCUAUGCACUCGCCCAGCAUCCUCCCGCACAGCUUCACCGUUCUGCCGUCCUGGGUCAUGUCGGGAGAGGUGCUGUCGCCAUUCCUCAUUGUCGUUGGGAGUGAGAUGCUCGUGGACACGAUCAAGCAUGCGUACGUGACCAAGUUCAACAACAUGAAGCCCAAGUUCUACAGCAGGAUCCUCGACAUUUUGUGCAAGGACUACUACACCAAUGCCUUUACAACUCCCGCCCUCACCAGAAGACUCGGGCUCGCCGUCAUCCCCUUAUCCUGCCUCUUCAUCCGCGCCUCCAUCCAGACAUACCACAUGCUCCUCUCCGCCCACGUCCCCAUGCCGCUCCCCAUAUCCACGCAGACCUCCCUCACGGAAGCCUCGGCGACGCCCUCGUCGCCCGCCAUGAUUGCCGCCCUCAACCGCUUCGACUCCCUCAUCCGCGACUCCCUUGGCCGCGCCACCUACGGCUACCCUUACGAUCACCCUCUUAAUUCCCGUCCAUGGUAUAAAUGGACUUCAGACGACGUCAUUGCAGCCGUGACCAUGGUCGUCGUAUUCUUCAUCAUCUUCCUCGUCCUCCUCAUCAUAAAACUCCUCCUAGGCAUGAUCCUGCUCAAGUACGCACGGAACCGCUACGCAAAGAUGAAGCAGAAGGAAGCCCUCGUUGCGGCAGGCAAGGCCGAGGUAGACAGCUACAAGGCCAACGGCGUGCGGGUCGGAGGCUUUGGUGAGGUGGAAGUCACAGAGGACAAGAGGCGGUGGAUCAAUGCCGAUCCGAGCGAGGGGCUGAAGAAGAGGAAGAAGGGGGAGGAGAAAGCGACUGACGAGGGGGAUUAUCAAGGGGUGUUUCGGUAUGAUAUGGUUGAGAAGAGGAUUUGGUAG